Ilyonectria robusta is the source of this 701-nucleotide messenger RNA. RefSeq lists its product as uncharacterized. Lineage: Eukaryota; Fungi; Ascomycota; Sordariomycetes; Hypocreales; Nectriaceae. The coding region runs from base 1 to 663 and encodes 220 amino acids. The transcript is spliced from 3 exons. The record is from RefSeq and is a predicted model, not a curated record.
AUGGACAUCAGCGAUGUGGGUGCAUGCGCCUUAUUCUUCCACAACACUACUUCGAUGGUAAAAUUCGAUGGCGGUGAUGAUGAAGAAAGCCAAGGCACCUGCCAAGAGGCCAUGUCGGAGAGUUGCGUGGCAGCUAUGAAUGACCGCGCCAGGGUCCUUGACUACGAUGGGCUUACCGUCGAUGAGGCGUGCGCCAAGCUGCAGGAGGAGUUUGACAAGAACUUGGAUUCCGAAUGCACGUCCUUUGCAGGUUCAGAUAAAUGGACAAACAUCACAGUCAAAGCACUAUCCGGCUUAUCGGAAAUUACCUCAAAGACAAACGGGUCUUCUAAUUGUUGGCCAAUCCUACCCAAGUCUGACAACCUAAACGUCGUUGAGUCUUAUGAAUACACCGGAAACAACUCAGCUGCAGCCAUUGCCAAGAACCUUUACGGAAUCACGCCCAUCCUGACCGUCUUCUUCCCCGGCAACGGGACCAUGAUCACAAAUGCUAGCAGCCAAAUGACGUGUAUGAAGAGUCUAGGGGACAGCGUUCUGAGCGAGAGCACGAAGAGCAAGGGUGAUGGCGAUGAGGAUAAUGACAAUGGUGCGACGACACUGGGUGCUAGUGUGGGCGUUAACAUGCUGGGUGCAGGUUUCCUUAGUCUUCUAUAUUUCAUUUGAACGUUGGGCUGGAACUGGUGUUUUAGUCAACGAUUUAC